AUGAGUAUGUCCACACUUCCAAACUUGCUUAAAACCAGUGUACUUUGCUUGCAUUCUCCUCGUAAAGUUUUCGGAUUCCUCGCCAUCGGCCUGCCGUUAGCAUGCCCAGACCUCCUGGUAGAGGGACUUGGCACUCCUCUCUCCUCCCCCCCUCCUCCCACAGAGUGCGGCGUGCCCAACAGCGCCAACAGGAUCGUAGGCGGGGCAGACACCGAGGUCAACGAGUACCCGUGGCUCGUGGGGCUUUCCGACCUGGGCGGGACGGACAGGCCCUUCUGCGGUGGCUCCAUCCUCAACAACGAGUGGAUCAUCACCGCCGCCCACUGCGUCCAGGGGUACGUGGUCGCGCCUGCGGUGCACGGCAGCCCAGCCACAGCUGCGGUGCAUGCGCACUUUUGGAUUGGUGCAGGGACACGAGGCCGUCUAGUGUCGCCAAGCAGCUUCCAAAUUCUGUUCAACAUGCACGACUGGAACAACGGGCCGACUCGCAUCAUCAAGAGAUCUGUGGAUCAAAUUGUCAUCCACCCAAGAUACAGCAGUGGCACGUACGACAGCGACAUCGCGCUCGUCCACAUCGCAGACAAGGUCAGCUUCACCAACUGGCCUGGCAUCAAGCCCGUGUGUAUGCCUCCUUCGGGCUCGGAUUAUGCCGGCAUGGAUGCCACGGUCACCGGCUGGGGCACCACGUCGUCAGGUGGCACGCAGCCAGAGGUCCUCCAGGAUGUGACUGUGCCCAUCAGGACGCAGUCUGAGUGCCAAGCAGCUUACGGCAGCCAGGUUACCAGCAAUAUGAUCUGCGCAGGUUUGCCCGAGGGAGGGAAGGACUCUUGCCAGGGCGACAGCGGAGGCCCUCUGACGGUGCAGGAGGGAGAUGGACGCCACUACCUGGCCGGUGUGGUCAGCUGGGGCAUCGGGUGCGCGCUGCCAGGCAGAUACGGCGUCUACACCGACGUGCCAAGCUCCUUCCUCUCCAGACUACCACACGUGGAUCCACAACAACGCCAUCACCGGCAGAUUCUGCGGCCUCUAACAGGCGCUCUUCUGUGCUGGGAUGACGUCAGCGGUGGUUCUGCCAGCGGCCUCGUCUCUGCGUUUCGAUUCCUCGAUGACGUCACGUUUGCGGGCACUUUAGAUUGA
Molecule: messenger RNA, 1137 nt
Organism: Penaeus indicus
Lineage: Eukaryota; Metazoa; Arthropoda; Malacostraca; Decapoda; Penaeidae
Product: trypsin-1-like
Exons: 6
Coding region: 1-1137 (378 amino acids)
Biological process (GO): proteolysis
Molecular function (GO): serine-type endopeptidase activity
Source: RefSeq, a predicted model, not a curated record